Choloepus didactylus (southern two-toed sloth) is the source of this 3961-nucleotide messenger RNA. RefSeq names its product G protein subunit alpha o1 (gene GNAO1). The coding region runs from base 750 to 1814 and encodes 354 amino acids. The transcript is spliced from 8 exons. Gene Ontology annotation, biological process: adenylate cyclase-modulating G protein-coupled receptor signaling pathway; G protein-coupled dopamine receptor signaling pathway. NCBI's taxonomy places the organism in Eukaryota, Metazoa, Chordata, Mammalia, Pilosa, Megalonychidae. Gene Ontology annotation, cellular component: heterotrimeric G-protein complex. The record is from RefSeq and is a predicted model, not a curated record. Gene Ontology annotation, molecular function: mu-type opioid receptor binding; corticotropin-releasing hormone receptor 1 binding; G-protein beta/gamma-subunit complex binding.
CCUCCCUCUUCGCCUCUCUCUCUCUCUCGUUUUCUCUCUCUCCUCCUCGAGCUCCCGGCUGGCUGCCGCUCCCUCGCGCUCUCCUUCCCUCUCUCCGGUGGGCUCCACCGAGCAAUGAGAGCUCUGGGAGGCAGCGCCGUCGCCGCCUGCUAGAGACCUGCCCUCGGCCCGGCCCCCUGCCCGGCCCUUCCCUGCGCGCGGGGGUCGGCGAAGGCGCCGCGGACGCCAGACGGCUGAGGACCGGCGAUGCACAUGCACUAGCGGCACCCCUCACUCACUCCCUCCACACCCCGCAUCGCCGCCGCCGCCGCCUCCUCCUCCCGGCAGCAGCGGCAGAAGGACCCACCCUGCCCCCCACCCCACCCUCCGCCGGCUCCGGCUGCGGCUCCAGCCUCGACUAUUUUAUUUAUUUUGGGUCGUGCACAAGCCUCAGUGCCUGCAGCCCGCGCCUCCCCGGCCCGCGGGCACCUCCUCCUUCACCUCCGGAGCCCCAGACCCCGGCAACCCUCGUCUCGACACCCCCAGACUCCCUCCAGCUGCUGCGAGUCUCCGCUGCUGGAAUUUUGUUAGCGGCUGUCUUUUUUGGGGGGGUCUUGGUUUCUCGACAUUUUUGUUUUCAGCCAAGGGGAGGAUAUCGUGAUUUUAUCCCCUCUGAGCCAGACUCUGCUCUCUGGGGGGGUGGGGGGGCUCGCCGAGCCGGAGAGCCGUGCCAGGCAGGUCGUGCGGGCUGUGGCAGGGAAGGGGCCACCAUGGGAUGUACUCUGAGCGCAGAAGAGAGAGCCGCCCUCGAGCGGAGCAAGGCGAUUGAGAAAAACCUCAAAGAGGAUGGCAUCAGCGCUGCCAAAGACGUGAAAUUACUCCUGCUGGGGGCUGGAGAAUCGGGAAAAAGCACGAUUGUGAAGCAGAUGAAGAUCAUCCAUGAAGACGGCUUCUCCGGGGAAGACGUGAAACAGUACAAGCCUGUCGUCUACAGCAACACUAUCCAGUCCCUGGCAGCCAUCGUCCGGGCCAUGGACACUCUGGGCAUCGAAUACGGUGACAAGGAGAGAAAGGCCGACGCCAAGAUGGUGUGCGAUGUGGUGAGUCGGAUGGAAGACACUGAGCCCUUCUCUCCAGAACUGCUCUCUGCCAUGAUGCGACUCUGGGGUGACUCAGGAAUCCAGGAGUGCUUCAACCGGUCCCGGGAGUACCAGCUCAACGAUUCUGCCAAAUACUACCUGGACAGCCUGGACCGGAUCGGGGCCGCGGACUACCAGCCCACCGAGCAGGACAUCCUCCGAACCAGGGUCAAAACCACCGGCAUCGUAGAAACCCACUUCACGUUCAAGAACCUUCACUUCAGGCUGUUCGAUGUCGGGGGCCAACGGUCCGAACGCAAGAAAUGGAUCCACUGCUUUGAGGACGUCACGGCCAUCAUCUUCUGCGUCGCACUCAGCGGCUAUGACCAGGUGCUCCACGAAGACGAAACCACGAACCGCAUGCAUGAGUCUCUCAUGCUCUUCGACUCCAUCUGUAACAACAAGUUCUUCAUCGAUACCUCCAUCAUUCUCUUCCUCAACAAGAAAGAUCUAUUUGGCGAGAAGAUCAAGAAGUCACCUUUGACCAUCUGCUUCCCUGAAUACACAGGCCCCAACACCUACGAAGAUGCAGCCGCCUACAUCCAAGCACAAUUUGAAAGCAAAAACCGCUCACCCAACAAAGAAAUUUAUUGUCACAUGACUUGUGCCACAGACACGAAUAAUAUCCAGGUGGUGUUCGACGCCGUUACCGACAUCAUCAUUGCCAACAACCUCCGGGGCUGCGGCUUGUACUGACCUCUCGUCCUGUAUAGCAACCUAUUUGGUAAUGAUUCCAGCACUCACAGAAAAGCUUGCACACCUGCGCGUGCACACACACACACACCACUAACAAAUGCAAGUCGGUUAAAAUAUGUAAAAGGCAUAACAAAAACAUAUAGACAAAUAUAUAUUUAAAAAAUCUUUUUAGUUUGUAUUAGAAAGAGCUGCGAACAGAACUGACCACCAUUCCAUGGCUCAAGAUUUUCCUGGGGCCAGCACGUGAGCAUGCACAUAUCUGUGUACACACUCUCACACACACACACUUCACGAAGCGAGCACUGAUUUGGGAGUCCAUCCUUCCAAGAGCAACCGCGUGAGUUGACUCUGAGACCCGCUUCUGUGAGCAGGGAAGGGCCUCGCGCUAGUCCGGCAGCUUCUCUGCUUUCCACCCAGAGGCGGUGUGCUCUCGUUCUGUCCCGCUCUUGGGCAAAUUCCAAAACUGUUUCAAAAACACCCGACACUACUAAGCAUCUCCCUACCCUAGGCCCCCAACAACAAUUCGAGGACACUUCUGGUGGUAGAGGUUGAUUUCAAGAAUUUAGAAGAAUCAUUGCUCUGAGCAAUCCACUGUCUCCUGAGUCUUCUUUAUUCCUGUUAAUAAGGCAAAAGUCAGAGGAAAGGGAGCCUGCUUUCUAAAGCAGCCAGGUCAGCUCCAAUUCGCCUGCAGAGUUGCCAGACCCCUCUGAGAUGCACUUGGGAAGCAGGGGCGCAGGAGUGGCCAAGGGGGCCGGAUUGGUAAACUCGUCCCAGGGUCCUGGCACAGGCUUCACUUGGGGUCAUGUGAAAUUGCUCCAUUUUGCUCCCCCCUCCCAACAUUAUGAAAAAUGUUCUAGGGUUUUUUGGUUGGUUGGUUGGUUGGUUUGUAAAAUCAAAGAAAAUGGUCAGACCAGACCCCCUUAUCUCUCUCUCUGCAGACUGCUUCACGGACUCUUUGCUGUUGGCGUUGAUCUCCUGGUAGCAUGACCUUUUGGCCUUUGUAAGACACACAGCCUUUCUUUAUCAAGCCCCUGUCUAUCCUCCGACCCCAGAGUGACUGACGGCUGUGUAUUUCUGUAGAAUGCUGUAGAAUCCGGUUUUAGUUGAGUCUUUACAUUUAGAAUUUGAAAGAAAAAAAAAAAAAAGAACAUUUCUCAUGUGCUUUGUAGCUUACAGAAAGAGGAAAAAGGAAAAACCACCAUUUCAUCCAUAUUUCUUUGUUUUUGAAAAAAACUAACACAUCUCUCCCACCUCAGAGCACACCCCCCUGCCCACCUGCAGAGGGGGCCGCGGUGCCCAAGUGGGUUUGCAGACACGAGUUUGUGGGGAGUGUGCUCAGGCCGGGCUUGCGGCCCUAACAGCACCCAGCGAGCGGGGGAGCCUGCUCUCCCCAGCCCUAAGCCCCCGACCACGCACUCACCCCAGGUUUGUAUAGAAAAAGCACAGCUCUCACUGGCCAGUAGCUGCCAAAAAGAAUAACUAUCAUAUAUAUAAAUAUAGCCCCAAAGGAAAGAAUUCUCCUACCAACCCCCUUUCUAAAGAUUUCCCUUGUAAUUUUGGUUGGUGUUGGGUUUUUUUUUUUUUUAGUUUUUUGUUGUUUUUAUUUUGUCCUGAUGAGUACUACGUAUUACAUACCAGAACAGCUUUCAUAGUCUUUGGGAAAUGGGGUUGCGGUUGUAUUUUCCUUUUACUUUUGAGAUUUCAGUCUUUCUGGCGGAUGCUCUCCUUUUGUGUGUGUGCUCCUCCUCCACCUUUUCCUUUGUUUCAGUGACCUUUGUUCGCUCUUUCUCACAUGGGGAUGUUUGUGUUGCAGAUAAAAAGAACAACAACAAAAAUUUUUAAAUACCACGAGAUGGAAAAAAAAAAACAAAAAGAAAUUUUAAAAAAAAAGAUGGAAUGUAGUGUUUCCAUUAAAGCCACAGUUUUCAUGACCAGUCCUAUGUCAUUUCUACUUUGACUAGUCUCCAAACCCCAAACCUCUUCAUGGUUUCACUUUUAAGACUUAAUAUUUGCUGAAGAAGACCAGUCACAGCCAUUUCAAAGUAAAGAGAGGGCAAAAAGACAAAACACACAAAAAAUUUAAAAUACAGAAAAAAAAACCUUGAAAAAAAAAGGAAAAAAACUAAAAAAAAAAAAAAAAAAAAAAA